ACCAAAGAAGAAGAGAGGCGUGGAAGGGAAGGGAGUGGCAUAUGUCCACUUCCUGUCUCUCUCAGGUGAGCGAACGUGUGAGUCACACUGUAAGUGGUGUCACAAUCCUGAGCUCUUUGUCGUGAUCAAACUUCUCCUCUGGGUUUUCCACUUUGGAAAUUCGGGACGAUAAGGACGAUGCUUCCCUUUGUGGUUUCUAAAUGAGAACGUAAGGUCUGUGUUCACCUACGCGGCCUAGACCACCCGGAAGACAUUUUUUCCAGCUAAUUAUUGCCUUCGCUUUCGUUACAGGUGUCGCUAGGAAUCGGAUAUUUAAACUAUUUUUGGUGGUCUUUUAAUUAUGGAUCUACUCCCACCGUGGUUGCUGGUGCUCUUUGUUGGGGUUUUGGGGUGCGCUUCCAGCCAGGAGGUUGGUGAAGAGUGUGUGGGGAAAUUUGUAAAAGGCCGUGAAGAUUUUGUUUUGGAUACGGAUGAGUCUGUGAAAGACGGGGCCACCUUUAUCUCGGCCCCCGCACUGACCAACGCGAAAGACUGUGUGGUGUCCUGCUGCAAGGACCCCAAGUGCAAUGUGGCCUUCAUGCAAGGAGGUGCUGAGGAGGGCUCCAUCAGCUCCUGCUUCCUCUUUGACUGCCUCUACAAGAAGAAAUAUGCUUGUCGCUUCGUCAGGAAGAAGGGUUUCUUAAACUACAUCUUGGACUCCGUCUAUGACAGCUACCUGGAGAUGGAUGUCCCACCAAAGGAAAGCGACCGUCCACCUGUGGCCAAUGGAGGACAGGACCGAGUGGUCCAACCUCAGGACAGCGUGACCCUGAACGGCGUGGAGAGCAAAGAUGACGAGAAAAUUGUCUCCUAUCAGUGGCAAAUGCUCACAGAGUAUCCUUACGCCAUCAUUGAAAAAACCGACUUUGCCGACCAAAUUAUUGUGUCCAACCUGACAUCUGGGAUUUACAAGUUCCAGUUGACCGUCACAGACAACAUUGGUCAGUCCGACUCAACCAAGGUCACUGUUCUGGUUCUUACACCUGAACAAUCAGAACAUCAUUGCAUGGCUCCAAAGAAGAUUGGGCCGUGUCGCGGCGCUUUCCCUCGAUGGCACUACAACGCUGCUUCGGAAAAGUGCGAGGAGUUUGUGUUUGGGGGCUGUAGAGAGAACCUGAAUAACUAUCUUUCCAAGGACGAGUGCACCAAUGCUUGCUAUGGCACAGAAAAAAGGGGUACCGGUAGAGGUUUACCCGUUCCGGAUCGCCCAGAAAAGUGUGGCGUUGCGUGCACCCCAGAGGAGUUCACCUGUGCAAACGGCUGCUGCUUGGAACCAGGCUUGGAGUGUGACUCUACACCUCAAUGUAGUGAUGGCUCAGAUGAAAAGAAGUGCAAGGACUUGGACAACACAUUCCAGAUUUUGCUGCAAAUUCCAGUGGAUGAGCAAAAAGUGCGCUGCACCGAGCCUCCCAAAACGGGCAGCUGCAGACACAGUCUCACUAAAUGGUACUACGACCCCUUACAGCGGGAAUGUUUUCGCUUUAACUAUGGUGGUUGCCAGGGAAACGAAAACCGUUUUGACUCCAGGGAGACAUGCGGGAAGGUCUGCAAAGGGGUGACGGAAAAGGAUGUGUUUGCAAGAAAAGAGGAGUUUGAGCGCAGAGUGUCUGAAAGCCAAACAAGUGUCAUUGCGAUAGCUGCCAUCUUGGGUGUCGGUAUUGUCGUCCUAUUGGCCAUCCUGUUCUACUGCUUUAUGAAGGGAAAGAAGUCCUCGCAGCACCACCGCGUGCCCGUGAAUAACGCUCCACUCACCUCCCUAGAAGACAGGGAGCGCCUUGUCUACAACAGUACUACCAAACCCAUCUGACCUUCAGCCAUGACCUCUGAUCCCUCAAUCCAUGCGAUGAAUGACACUGUCGACGAGAGCUGUGUCAUUAACAGAAUGAACUCUGACUGAUGAAAGAGACAACAAAGUUCGUGUUCACCACAAGAGUGGUACUGUUUUAAUAGUGUAUGUAAAAUGUAUGGGUUUUUUUAAGGCAGUGUACGCCAUGUGACUUUAACAUGUUUUAAUAUGUCUUGUUAAACAGUUUGUUGACUAACAGUUUCUACUUCGAUUAACAAGAAAUGCAAGUUCUUUCAUUUGAUAGAAUCCUGCUCUAUAAUUAAUUUACACCUAAUCACUUAUUUAACCAUCAGAAAAAUAUAGAGGUAAUUCGUAAUCUCGAUCUUAAUGUAGUUUGUAGACUGUUGCUUACUGUUUAAACGUGUUUUUAGAAAUAGCACAAUGCAUUAAUGAUAAUUGAUACCAACUUGUCACUUGGCACAUAUUGUCUUAAGCUGUAUGGCAAAUGUCAAAUAAAGAAUUACCUCGA
This is a messenger RNA of Doryrhamphus excisus (bluestripe pipefish), 2354 nucleotides long. RefSeq names its product serine peptidase inhibitor, Kunitz type 1 a (gene spint1a). Lineage: Eukaryota; Metazoa; Chordata; Actinopteri; Syngnathiformes; Syngnathidae. The record is from RefSeq and is a predicted model, not a curated record. Gene Ontology annotation, cellular component: plasma membrane. Gene Ontology annotation, molecular function: protein binding; serine-type endopeptidase inhibitor activity. Gene Ontology annotation, biological process: epithelium development; epidermis development; extracellular matrix organization.